AUGACGCUCAACGAUGGCCCGCCCUUCGGCCCUGUGGUCAACGGGACCAUGGUGGUGGUCUUUUGGGAAUACCGACCCAGCAACGUUGCCGCGUACCUCUUUCUCGCCUUGUUCGCCUUGGCCACCCUCGCGCACCUCGUCUACUUUGUCUGGCUCCGGGCGUGGGGAUGCAUUCCCCUCAUCCUCGGUGGCAUCUGCCUCGUCUUCGGCUACCUCGAACGCAGUUACGCCCACUCCGACCCCACAAAGCUCGACCCCUGGCUGCUGCAGAACAUGCUCCUCCUCGUCGCCCCUCCCCUCCUCGCCGCCUCCCUAUACAUGUCCUACGGCCGCAUCUCCACGGCGCUCCUCGAGGGCACCUCCAAACCCAACCACGGGCGCCGUAACAACCGCGGCUGCUGCGCCCGAUGCUGUUACUCCUGGUACCGCCCCAUCAUCAUCUAUUUCCCCGACCCCCCGUCACUAACCGCCCAUUGCCAACCAACCAACAGCUUCUGCACCUGCUCCCCGACGCGGCUCUACGUCCUCGCCGACGUGGCCGCAAUCUUCACCCAGCUCAUCGGCACCGUCCUCCCCGCAAGCGGCACCGAGUCGGCGCAACGCCUGAGCAAGAUCAUUGUCCUAAUCGGCCUGUGCGUCCAGCUCCUCGCGCUGGGUAUCUUCCUCUUCACCUGCGGGCGCCUACACGUGCGCCUGCACCGCAACCCGACCAGGUCACGGGCAAUGCUGAUGGACCCUGGGGUGAGAUGGCUGUGGUAUUUUGGUGUGAUGGAGGUGGCGGGGGCCAUGUUGAUUGUCAGGAGUGUGGUGCGCGGGGCCGAGUAUUGGGGGGGAACGGACGGGGUGGUGGCAAGUCAUGAGUGGUUUGUCUAUGUGUUUGAUGGGGUGCCGAUGGGGGUGGUGAUGGCGGGGUUUUUGGUCUUGUAUCCGGAGAGGGUGGUGAGGGAGGUGAAGCGGCAGGAGGGAAUUUUGAAGGGGGCGGGCAUGGGAGAGGAGUUGAGAGGCGGGGUGAAGGGGGAGUCGUAUCCUGGGGGCGAUGUUUACGUUGGGGGUAGGUGUCACUAG
Neurospora hispaniola is the source of this 1065-nucleotide messenger RNA. Its product is annotated as RTA1 like protein-domain-containing protein. The transcript is spliced from 2 exons. Gene Ontology annotation, cellular component: membrane. The record is from RefSeq and is a predicted model, not a curated record. Lineage: Eukaryota; Fungi; Ascomycota; Sordariomycetes; Sordariales; Sordariaceae. The coding region runs from base 1 to 1065 and encodes 354 amino acids.